This is a messenger RNA of Jaculus jaculus (lesser Egyptian jerboa), 2297 nucleotides long. RefSeq names its product guanine monophosphate synthase (gene Gmps). Gene Ontology annotation, cellular component: cytosol. The coding region runs from base 195 to 2276 and encodes 693 amino acids. Gene Ontology annotation, molecular function: GMP synthase (glutamine-hydrolyzing) activity; GMP synthase activity; ATP binding. The transcript is spliced from 16 exons. The record is from RefSeq and is a predicted model, not a curated record. Lineage: Eukaryota; Metazoa; Chordata; Mammalia; Rodentia; Dipodidae. Gene Ontology annotation, biological process: GMP biosynthetic process.
GCACGGCACGGCACGGCGCGGCUGUUGGUGUACUCGGCGCUUCUCGCGCGGUGGCCUCGUCUCCGUGGCGAGCUGCUCCGUGACUAGGCCUUUUUCUUAGCCUUGGUCCGCGGUGCGGACCCUUCCAGCAUUCUCUCGCCCGGUCUUAUAGUCUGGUAGCCGCCACCGCAACCCCGGCUUCGGCCCUUGCCCCGAUGGCUCUGUGCAACGGAGACUCCAAGCUGGAGAAUGCUGGAGGAGACCUUAAGGAUGGCUGUCACCAUUAUGAAGGAGCUGUUGUUAUUCUUGAUGCUGGAGCUCAAUAUGGCAAAGUCAUAGACAGAAGAGUACGGGAACUAUUUGUACAGUCUGAAAUCUUCCCGCUGGAAACACCUGCAUUUGCCAUAAAAGAACAAGGAUUUCGUGCCAUUAUCAUCUCUGGAGGACCUAACUCUGUGUAUGCAGAAGAUGCCCCUUGGUUUGAUCCAGCAAUAUUCACUAUUGGCAAACCUGUUCUUGGAAUUUGUUAUGGCAUGCAGAUGAUGAAUAAAGUAUUUGGAGGUACUGUGCACAAAAAAAGUGUUAGAGAAGAUGGAGUCUUCAACAUUAGUGUGGAUAAUACGUGCUCAUUAUUCAGGGGCCUUCAGAAGGAAGAAGUUGUUUUACUCACACACGGAGACAGUGUAGACAAAGUAGCUGAUGGAUUCAAGGUUGUGGCACGUUCGGGGAACAUCAUAGCAGGUAUAGCAAAUGAAUCUAAAAAGUUAUAUGGAGCUCAGUUCCAUCCUGAAGUUGGACUAACAGAAAAUGGAAAAGUAAUACUGAAGAAUUUCCUUUAUGAUAUAGCUGGAUGCAGUGGGACCUUCACUGUUCAAAACCGAGAAUUGGAAUGUAUUCGCGAGAUAAAAGAGCAAGUAGGCACAUCAAAAGUUUUGGUUUUACUCAGUGGUGGUGUAGAUUCAACAGUUUGUACAGCUUUGCUAAAUCGUGCUCUGAACCAAGAUCAAGUCAUUGCUGUGCACAUUGAUAAUGGCUUUAUGAGAAAACGAGAAAGCCAGUCUGUUGAAGAAGCCCUCAAAAAGCUUGGGAUUCAGGUCAAAGUGAUAAAUGCUGCUCAUUCCUUCUAUAAUGGAACAACUACUUUACCCAUCUCCGAUGAAGAUAGGACCCCACGAAAAAGAAUCAGCAAGACGUUAAACAUGACUACUAGUCCUGAGGAGAAAAGAAAAAUCAUUGGUGAUACUUUUGUUAAGAUUGCUAAUGAAGUUAUUGGAGAAAUGAACCUGAAGCCAGAGGAAGUUUUCCUUGCCCAAGGCACUUUACGGCCUGAUCUAAUUGAAAGUGCAUCCCUUAUUGCAAGUGGCAAAGCUGAGCUCAUCAAAACACAUCACAAUGAUACAGAACUGAUCCGGAAGUUGAGAGAAGAGGGAAAAGUAAUAGAGCCUCUGAAAGAUUUUCAUAAAGAUGAAGUGAGAAUUUUAGGCAGAGAACUUGGACUUCCAGAAGAGUUAGUUUCCAGGCAUCCUUUUCCAGGUCCUGGUCUGGCAAUCAGAGUAAUAUGUGCUGAAGAACCAUAUAUUUGUAAAGACUUUCCAGAAACCAACAAUAUUUUGAAAAUAGUAGCUGAUUUUUCUGCAAGUGUUAAGAAGCCUCAUACGCUCUUACAAAGAGUCAAAGCCUGUACAACAGAAGAGGAUCAGGAGAAGCUCAUGCAAAUCACGAGUCUGCAUUCACUGAAUGCUUUCUUGCUGCCAAUUAAAACUGUGGGGGUACAGGGUGACUGUCGAUCCUACAGUUAUGUGUGUGGAAUCUCCAGUAAAGAUGAGCCUGAUUGGGAAUCUCUUAUUUUCCUUGCUAGGCUUAUACCUCGAAUGUGUCACAACAUAAACAGAGUUGUCUAUGUCUUUGGCCCACCAGUGAAAGAACCUCCUACAGAUGUUACUCCUACUUUCUUGACCACAGGGGUGCUUAGCACUUUACGCCAAGCUGAUUUUGAGGCCCAUAAUAUCCUCAGAGAGUCUGGUUAUGCUGGGAAGAUUAGCCAGAUGCCUGUGAUUUUGACUCCGUUACACUUUGAUCGGGAUCCACUUCAGAAGCAACCUUCAUGCCAGAGAUCUGUGGUUAUUCGAACUUUUAUUACUAGUGAUUUCAUGACUGGUGUACCUGCAACACCCGGUAGUGAGAUACCUGUCGAGGUGGUGUUAAAGAUGGUCACAGAGAUAAAGAAGAUUCCUGGUAUAUCUAGAAUUAUGUAUGACUUAACAUCAAAGCCCCCAGGAACCACUGAGUGGGAGUAAUAAACUUCUUGUUGUAUUAAA